This is a messenger RNA of Enhydra lutris kenyoni (northern sea otter), 5500 nucleotides long. Its product is annotated as trafficking kinesin protein 1. Gene Ontology annotation, cellular component: dendrite. The record is from RefSeq and is a predicted model, not a curated record. Gene Ontology annotation, biological process: endosome to lysosome transport; anterograde axonal transport of mitochondrion; neurogenesis. The coding region runs from base 851 to 3529 and encodes 892 amino acids. The transcript has 17 exons. Gene Ontology annotation, molecular function: GABA receptor binding. NCBI's taxonomy places the organism in Eukaryota, Metazoa, Chordata, Mammalia, Carnivora, Mustelidae.
GCGGGAGGGAGCGCGGGGCAGCCCGAGCACGAGCGCGGGGCAGCCCGAGCACCUCGACGACCCUCGCGUCCCGGAACCGCGGACCCCGAGCCCCCGAGCGCCAAGUCGGCGGCGAGCAGCAGGAGGGGGCGCCGAAGCCGAACCCAGCCGCGUGCACCCCGGUGACGCCCGGCCGGCAGCUGCGGAGGGAACCGGAGCCGCCGGGCGGCCGGGGCCGAGCAGAGGACAACGAAGAGGAGGCGGCCGGCAGAACGGAGCGCCGGGAGAGCCCCGCGCGGGAGGCCCCCGGGACCGCGCCUGAGACGGGGCCGCGCUCUGUGCGCCUCUCGCGGGUUUCCUGUAAGGAGCCCCUGCUGGUGCACCACACCUACCGGGGGCUGUCCACCUGACUGCCCCAGACUCCGGCAGCGGGGCCCCCGAUGGCAGUGGGCACCUCCCCGUGAAACCUGCCAAGCUGGACGCCACAGCUCCGCACGACGACACUUCGGCCAACUCUGUGCCCCCUUUGGAGGCGUGCAGCCAUGCAGUCCUAGUCUGCAGCCCGGGCAUCCCUGAGGAGCACUAUGUAAGCGAGGCUGUGGAAGAUGCUCCCAGCUGCAGAGGGUACCGGGAUGCCUGCACCAUCACCGACGUGUGCAACAGCACCGAUCUUCCGGAAGUCGAGAUCAUCAGCCUGCUGGAGGAGCAGCUGCCCCAUUAUAAGUUAAGAGCCGACACCAUCUACGGUUAUGACCACGACGACUGGCUCCAUACACCCCUCAUUUCUCCAGAUGCCAACAUUGACCUUACAACCGAGCAAAUCGAAGAGACGCUGAAGUACUUCCUUUUAUGUGCUGAAAGAGUUGGCCAGAUGACUAAGACGUAUAAUGACAUAGAUGCUGUCACUCGGCUUCUUGAGGAGAAAGAGCGGGAUUUAGAACUGGCUGCUCGGAUCGGCCAGUCGUUGUUGAAGAAGAACAAGACACUAACGGAGAGGAACGAGCUGUUGGAGGAGCAGGUGGAACACAUCAGGGAGGAGGUGUCUCAGCUCCGGCAUGAGCUGUCCAUGAAGGAUGAGCUGCUUCAGUUCUACACCAGCGCCGCGGAGGAGAGCGAGCCCGAGUCCGUGUGCUCCACCCCGUUGAAGAGGAAUGAGUCAUCCUCCUCCGUCCAGAAUUACUUCCAUCUAGAUUCUCUUCAGAAGAAGCUGAAGGACCUCGAAGAGGAGAACGUCGUACUUCGAUCGGAGGCCUGCCAGCUGAAGACGGAGACCAUCACCUACGAAGAGAAGGAACAGCAGCUGGUCAACGACUGCGUGAAGGAACUGAGGGACGCCAAUGUGCAGAUCGCCAGUAUCUCAGAGGAGCUGGCCAAGAAGACUGAGGAUGCUGCCCGCCAGCAGGAGGAGAUCACACACCUGCUGUCACAGAUAGUCGACUUGCAGAAGAAGGCAAAAGCUUGCGCGGUGGAAAAUGAAGAGCUGGUCCAGCACCUGGGGGCCGCUAAGGAUGCCCAGCGGCAGCUUACGGCUGAGCUGCGCGAGCUGGAGGACAAGUACGCCGAGUGCAUGGAGAUGCUUCAUGAGGCACAGGAGGAGCUCAAGAACCUCCGGAACAAGACCGUGCCCAACACCACAUCCCGGCGCUACCACUCGCUCGGGCUGUUCCCCAUGGACUCCUUGGCAGCGGAGAUCGAGGGGACGAUGCGGAAGGAGCUGCAGCUGGAAGAGCCCGAGUCUCCCGACAUCGCGCACCAGAAGCGAGUCUUUGAGACGGUGAGAAACAUCAACCAGGUCGUCAAGCAGAGGUCUCUGACCCCGUCCCCCAUGAACAUCCCAGGCUCCAACCAGUCCUCAGCCGUGAACUCCCUCCUCUCCAGCUGCGUCAGCACCCCCCGGUCCAGCUUCUAUGGCAGUGACGUUGGCAACGUUGUCCUGGACAACAAGACCAACAGCAUCAUCCUGGAAGCAGAGUCCGAGGACCUGGGGAACAACGAGCGGAGCAAGAAGCCCGGGACGCCGGGCACUCCGGGCUCCCACGACCUGGAGACGGCACUGCGGCGGCUGUCCCUCCGCCGGGAGAACUACCUCUCGGAGCGGAGGUUCUUCGAGGAGGAGCAGGAGCGGAAGCUCAGGGAGCUGGCGGAGAAGGGCGAGCUGCUCAGCGGCUCCCUCACGCCCACGGAGAGCAUCAUGUCCCUCGGCACCCACUCGCGCUUCUCCGAGUUCACCGGCUUCUCGGGCAUGUCCUUCAGCAGCCGCUCCUACCUGCCCGAGAAACUUCAGAUCGUGAAGCCGCUGGAAGGCUCUGCCACCCUUCACCACUGGCAGCAGUUGGCCCAGCCCCACCUAGGGGGCAUCCUGGACCCCCGGCCCGGUGUGGUCACCAAGGGCUUCCGGACACUAGACGUUGACCUGGAUGAAGUGUACUGCCUUAACGACUUUGAGGAAGAUGACACAGGUGACCACAUUUCCCUCCCGGGCCUAGCUACCUCCACGCCAGUUCAGCACCCAGAGACCUCAGGUGAGGGGUCCCGAGCACGCGAGACUGUCUCAGGCAGCAGAAGUUUCCCACGCCGGCCUCAGGCUUUCCCAGAGGAGAUGCAGGAGCCGCCAGCGGCCGAGCAGAAGGAGGAGGAGGAGGGGUCUGCUCACCAUCCUGGGAAGUGCAUGUCACAGACCAACUCCACCUUCACCUUCACCACCUGCCGCAUCCUGCACCCCUCAGACGAGCUCACACGGGUCACGCCAAGCCUUAACUCGGCUCCAACUCCAGCUUGUGGCAGUGCCAGCCACUUGAAGUCCACGCCGGUGGCCACCCCAUGCACUCCACGGAGACUGAGCCUGGCCGAGUCCUUCACUAACAUCCGUGAGUCCACGACCACCAUGAGCACGUCUCUGGGGCUGGUGUGGCUGCUGAAGGAGCGGGGCAUUUCCGCGGCCGUGUAUGAUCCUCAGAGCUGGGACAGAGCCGGCCGGGGCUCCCUCCUGCACUCCUAUACUCCCAGGAUGGCCGUGAUCCCCUCCACCCCACCCAACUCACCUAUGCAGACGCCCACGUCCUCCCCACCUUCCUUUGAGUUCAAGUGCACGAGCCCUCCCUAUGACAACUUCCUGGCCUCCAAGCCGGCCAGCUCCAUCCUGCGGGAAGUGAGGGAAAAGAAAAACUUCCGGAGCAGCGAGAGCCAGACAGACGUGUCUGUCUCCAACCUCAACCUCGUGGACAAAGUCAGGAGGUUUGGCGUGGCCAAAGUGGUGAACUCAGGGCGAGCCCACGUCCCCACCUUGACUGAGGAUCAGGGACCUCUCCUCUGUGGACCUCCGGGCCCUGCCCAGGCCCUCGUCCCCGGUGGCCUGGUCCCUGAGGGUCUGCCCCUGGGAUGCCCCACCGUCACCAGUGCCAUGGGUGGGCUGCAGCUCAACAGCGGCAUCCGGAGGAACCGCAGCUUCCCCACCAUGGUGGGGUCCAGCAUGCAGAUGAAAGCGCCUGUGACUCUCACCUCGGGCAUCUUGAUGGGUGCUAAGCUCCCCAAACAAACUAGCUUACGGUGAGGAGGGGAGGGGGCCCUUCCCCUGGAGGAGACCAGGCUUGCUCCUGCCUCCCUCUCCUCCCCCACUCUGCACUGCGCACUCUCCCUCUUUCCUCCACCGUCCCUCCCCUCUGAGCUAGACAAAUCAACCUCGUGCCUAUUGGGGGAAGAGUGGAGACUUUGUAAAGUGUGUUCAUAGGACUUGCAGACCUUGUGUCCAUCUGCCCUUUCUCCCAAUCCUGCGGGAGGGGCCCCCAGCACCAUCCCUGCUCUCACAGGGACUUGGCCUGUGUUAGCCCGAGGCAAAGGGCAGGCGGGUGUCCUGUUCUCUCCUUCGAGAAGCACUGAAACUCCCAAGUGCGUUCUUAUCCCAUGGAUAGGAAACCCGUGAAUCUGUGGCUGGCUCCCAGUGCCACACAUUGCGAGCUGGUACGCGGCCCGUGUCGCUGGGCGCCUCGCCUCCCACACCCCGGGGGAGCCGCCGAGCCUCCGUCUGUGGCCACACGCAGCUGAUGUAGCUUCCAGGAUGGCAGGGCUGUACUUCCUCUUCCAGGUGGCCCAGCUUCCUCAAGACCUUCACUCGGCUUCAAUGGAGAGUCGCUUCUUUUUUGAGGUGUGACUUUUUCUUUCCAUGCCUUCAACCUGAGUCAUCCUUAGAUGUCCUGUCCUCGGUCCGCAGGCCAGACGUCAGACCUGAAAGAAUGUAUUGACACUCCCGCUGUGUUCUGUGUGAGGUCUUACUUUUUCCAUUUUUUUAUAUGCAGGGAAGUAAUGGUACUAGAUGGAAAGUCGCCGUCUCUGUUUUCUCUGUGGCUCUGGGACACGGAAAUCCGUUUCACACAUACCCAGUCGCUCGUGAGAUAGCAGUGGAGUUUGGGGACCCAGGAUCACAACCAGAUUAAGACCAGACCCAAGACAAAUUUCACAAUAGGGUGAAAAGGAAAGGGGGCAGGGGAAAAGGGCGUGGAUGGAAGGUGUCCACGGGAAAAGUAAAAAGAACCACCCCCAAAGGUAAUGCCAAACUGGUUCACAAGGGCAGUGAGGCAGUCCUCGCUGUGACGUCGGAGGCUGGCCCACGUGCUCCCAUGUACGUGGUUUUUACGCACACAGCUGAUGCCCGCACACCUUGCCCUCGUGUUUCAGGACAGAGUGGUCACUACACGAUCUUUUCUCCUGCCACCUGCCCCACCAAAGCCUUGGUCUCCGUGUGCCACUAUUUAUCCCUAGGAACAGAUAGAGGUGCUCGUGGGAAGAACCAGAAAUGAACAGAGGGGAGCCUGAUCCUGUUGCCAUCACUGACCAAGUUCUGAACUUUUAUUUAUUAUGUGUGUGUGCUGUCCUCUCCAGUUCUGGCCACAUGUGUCUGUGGCCUUCCACUCUGAGCAGGUAACUUAUUUAUUCUCACCUGAGGGCUGUACUGCCCAGCACAGUGCUCCCUGGUCCUUUGUUCCAGGCAUUUGUGGAAGGGUGACAUCGUAUGCAGAUGAAAUUGUCUUGUUGCCAUCCCCUGUUCCCCGAGCCCCCCCACCCUGGCAAAAAUGUGUCCAACUGAGUGUAAACUGCCCACUGAAGACUUUGAGAACAUCUCAAAGGAGCAAGCUCCAGUCCCACCCUUCUAGAUUACUUACUCUCAGAACUCGAGGCGGAGGGCUGGUUCAUUAUUUUCAGCUCCCCUAGUGGUUGUAUGCGUGCACUCACUGCAAGGAAAUUCUUUGUAUUGGAAUGUAUUUUAAAGCAGUAGGUAGAAUAACAAAGGAAUAUGAAAACCACGAAUUGAAUGGACCACUUCAUGUAUUCAGAGAGGAGCCACCCAUCACCACAAUGGAAAUACCAGUGUAAAAAUCAGCAAUUCGGAGGUUGCAGUAUUUAGUAUAGUUAAUGAUCAACCUUGUGCAACCACCACCAACAGAGUGUGUUGUCAUGCAUCAAAAAACAAAAACAAAAAUUUUAUUCUCUAAUAUCAAUAAAAGAAGUUCAAGUGAUGGAAACCACA